GCUUCAGAAACACUGUGUAUUGUGUAUAAAUGCAUUGUUUUUAGUUAACUUACUGCACUGUUCAAAUUUAGCUCUGUGUAGUCUCUUGAAUAUGUAAUAAUUGGUAUGCUUAUUGAUUGUUUAUACACGUGUUGAUAAGAUAAUUGGGGGCGGGGUCUCGGGGCCCGGAGAGUGUAGGAUUAUACAAAAAUGUUCAAAAGUAUACCUGAUGUGUCUGUCUGUACUGUAUAUGUGCGUCUUCCCCUUUAAUUUUAUGACUGCAGUGUGUUAAUCUUAACUUCCUGUCUUUGCACCUCCUCUUCCCUUUCUGAACUGGGUUUGCAGGGGAGAGUUCAGGAAAAUGACCGAGGCCAGUAUUUCAGUAGAUCAGGACCGGUUCAGCUGUCCAGUGUGUCUGGAUCUCCUGAAGGAUCCGGUGGCGAUCCCCUGUGGUCACAGUUUCUGUAAAGUGUGUAUUAAUGACUGCUGGGAUCAGGAGGAUCAGAAGGGCGUCUACAGCUGUCCUCAGUGCAGAGACACUUUCACUCCGAGGCCUGUUCUAUGCAGAAACAACAUGCCGGCUGAAGUGGUGGAGAAACUGAAGAAGACUGAACCUCAUCCUGAACAACCUGUUGGCUUAUCCUCAGAACCACAGAGCAGAGAAGAGUUUCUGAAAUAUUUCUGUGAUCUGACUCUGGAUCCCAACACGGCCCAUCGUUACCUCGUUCUGUCUGAGAAGAACAGAGUGGUGACGUAUACAGAGAGAAAGAAAUAUUACCCUGAUCAUCCAGAGAGGUUUGAUAACUGGUAUCAGGUGUUGUGUAAGGAGAGUGUGUGUGGACGCUGUUACUGGGAGGUGGAGUGGGAAAGUGAUCGAGGUGUGGCCAUAUCAGUGUCGUAUAAGGGAAUCAGCAGGAAAGGACGGGGUAGCGAGUCUGCCUUUGCACUUAACGAUCAGUCCUGGAGUCUGGAGUACUACUGUUCUUCUCUUACGUUCUUUCACAACAACGUUGAGACCGAUCUCGGAGUUCCACCGUCCUCCAGAAUAGGAGUGUAUGUGGAUCACAGCGCAGGAACUCUGUCCUUCUACAGCGUCUCUGACACGAUGAAGCUCCUCCACAGAGUCCACACCACAUUCACUCAGCCUCUGUACGCCGGGUUCGGGUUCUACCUCGGUGGUGGUCGUGCGUCAGGACCAACUAUGAGGCUGUGUGAUCCAGUGUAACUAGUCUGUGACGUUUUAUGGUCGGUGAUGAAUUGAUUCACAUUCCUGUACUGAGUCUUAACGGUGACACAAUUAACAUUAAAUCGUUAAAAGACUGGUUUCAG
Ictalurus furcatus (blue catfish) is the source of this 1308-nucleotide messenger RNA. RefSeq names its product tripartite motif-containing protein 16. Gene Ontology annotation, molecular function: protein binding. The coding region runs from base 341 to 1204 and encodes 287 amino acids. Lineage: Eukaryota; Metazoa; Chordata; Actinopteri; Siluriformes; Ictaluridae. The record is from RefSeq and is a predicted model, not a curated record. The transcript is spliced from 3 exons.